Messenger RNA from Leucoraja erinaceus (little skate), 3971 nucleotides. RefSeq names its product major facilitator superfamily domain containing 4B (gene slc60a2b). Gene Ontology annotation, biological process: transmembrane transport. NCBI's taxonomy places the organism in Eukaryota, Metazoa, Chordata, Chondrichthyes, Rajiformes, Rajidae. The coding region runs from base 147 to 1757 and encodes 536 amino acids. The transcript has 4 exons. The record is from RefSeq and is a predicted model, not a curated record.
CCCGGACAUGGACAUGCGCAUUGAGCACAGGGAGCCGGGCCCGGGCAUGGACAUGCGCAGUGCCGCCCCAGGCCGGGCCCGGAGCCUGGGUGUUGCGUAGCGCGGCUGCCGGAGGUGUAGGCGGCGACCCCCCUCCCCCCGGGAACAUGAGCCCGGCCGCCGGCAAGAAGCAGCGGCCGCAGACAGGCCCGCGGGACAGUAGCGGGCGAUGGGCCGACACGGCGCUGCUGUGCGGAGCUUUCCUCGGCCUGGGGAUGGGCAUCGCUGUUUUGGGCCCGACUUUCAAAGAGUUGGCGGUGAAUGUCAACAGAAACCUCAGCGAUAUCUCGUACAUCUUUGCGGGCCGUUCGCUGGGCUACCUAGGGGGCUCGCUGGUGGGCGGGCUGCUCUUCGACCACACGGACCACCACUUGCUGAUCGGAAUCUCCACACUGAUGACAGCGCUGGGCCUGUAUGCUAUCCCAUGGUGUACCAAGAUACCACUGUUGAUGGCACUAAUUUCCCUCAUCGGCUUAUCAAUGGGCAUACUGGACACAGGCGGGAAUCUGCUGAUCCUGACGACCUGGGGUGAGCAAGUGGGACCCUACAUGCAGGCCCUGCAUUUCAGCUUUGCCCUGGGUGCGUUCCUGACGCCGAUCCUGGCCAAGCCGCUGCUGGGCGGGCUGCAGAAGGCGGUGGGCGUGGGCGCGGUCUGGGCGGAGGCCGGGGGCAACCGCUCGGAGACUGGAGCCUGGAGCAGCGUGCGUGAAGCGGCCCUCAGCCUCAGCCCCUUCGUCUGGACCUACCUCAUCAUCGCCACCUUCGUCCUCCUGGUCUCCGUCUCCUUCUUGGUGAUCUACCUGAGGUCCCGCCCCGACCGCGGGGGUCCCGGCCCCUCGUCCCCAGAGAGUCCCUUUGCCCGGCACCACAGUGUGCUGAUGUGCCUUCUCUCCCUCUUCUUCUUCUGCUACGUGGGAGCUGAGGUGGCCUAUGGCGCCUACAUCUUCACCUUUGCCAAAGACUUUGCCAGCAUGGAUGACAACCAGGCUGCCGGCUUGAACUCUCUGUUCUGGGGGACAUUUGCCGCGGUCAGGGGCCUCGCCAUCUUCUUUGCCGCCUGCCUUUACCCGGGGACCAUGAUCCUUCUCAGCGUGGUCGGCUGCAUCGUAGCCUCUCUGGCCCUGGUGUUGUACCAAGCUGACCGCACCGUCCUGUGGCUGGGCACGGGCCUGUACGGGGCCUCCAUGGCCACUACCUUCCCCAGCGGCGUCACCUGGGUCAAACAGUACACGGCCACCACCGGCCGGGGCGCGGCGCUCUUUGUCUUCGGCGCCGCCCUGGGGGAGAUGGUGGUGCCGGCCACAGUGGGUUUCCUGCAGGGCCCCGAGCGCGACGGCGGGCACCCGGUCUUGAUGCUGACCGCCCUGGCAGCCUCCGUCGCCACCGCCGUCCUGUUCCCCGUCAUGUACAAGCUGGCCACCGCCUCCGCCUCCCGCCCGGCCAGGGCCCGCGGCGAGGAUCAGACGGCUCUGCUGGGGGCGCGGGAGGACGAGGACGGGGACGGGGACGGGGAGGAGGAGGGCGAUGGCGAGUGGAACGACGCCGACUUCGAAGUCAUCGAGAUGAGCGACGUGAGGGAUGAGGCCGGAAAGCCCACGGCCGUGGGCAAGGCCAAGGGGCAGCCUUCUCCAGAACGCCCCCCCAUCCCCCCCAUCGCCUAUCUGGGCGGCUCCCCGAAAAAGAAGCUGCUCCUCUUGGAAAGAGAGAAGAACGACUGAACACCAUCUCCCUCCCUCCAGCUUCGGAAACGUUUGCAGGGAAACAGACGGUCGGUCACAAACCCCCCUUGGCCAGCGCGGAAAUAUCCAAUACAACAGCGCCUAGCUUUAACCUGAGAGGGGCAAAGCUUAAAGGAGAUGUGCGGGGCAGGUUUAUUUUUUACACACAGGGUGGUGGGUGCCUGGAACGUGCUGCCAGGGGUGGUGGUGGUGGUGGUGGAGGCAGAUACCACAGUGGUGUUUAGACAGGCACAUGGAUAUGCAGGGAAUGGAGGAAUAUGGAUCACGUGCAGGCAGAGAGGAGAUGGUCUUGGCAUCAUGUUCGGCACAGACAUUGUGGGCCGAAGGGCCUGUUCUUGCGCUGUGCAGAUCUUUAUUCCAAAGCUUUUUGUCCCAUCUGUGCAGCACCCCACAGAAGAAUAUGUGUCUUUAGAGCCUUUAGUAUAAAUAUUUGAUUCUGCUGCUCUUAGAAGGAAUAUCGGAGACUGUGAAUGUGCAAAGAGGUUGCUUGUAAUUGUGUGAUGAUCAUUCAGGCCAAAUUAGCAGAAGGGUGCCUCUUAUUGGCAUUUUUGUUUUUUAAUUCCGGAAAGAAUUUUAACCCUUUGCAUGACAAUUUGGUGCUUCUGGAAAAACUGUGGGCAGUCUUUCCGGCUAAAGUGGAUGGAGGGACUGGACAUUUGGGACAUCAAUAAUUCAACUGAGAAAACAAUCAUGAAGAUUCAUAUGUAAUAGUAGUAUUAGGCCAUUUAGCCCAUCAAGUCUACUCUGCCAUUCAUUCAUGGCUGAUCUAUCUCUCCCUCCUAACUAGAAGGAACUUUCAAGAGAGAGCUAGAUAGGGCUCUUAAAGAUAGCGGAGUCAGGGGAUAUGGGGAGAAGGCAGGAACGGGGUACUGAUUGGGGAUGAUCAGCCAUGAUCACAUUGAAUGGCGGUGCUGGCUGGAAGGGCCGAAUGGCCUCCUCCUGCGCCUAUUGUCUAUUGUAACCGGUAUUUAAAACUAGGCUGAGGAAUAGUACACGGUAUUGUGUGGAAAACAUAUUGAUUCUGGGUCCCUUCGGGUGCAGUAAAGAUGAAAUCUUUCAAAUGCGUGGCUGUGUAAUGCGAGGUACAGGUUUGUGGGCACAUGAUCUUUUUGUGAGUCCCGACUCGAAAUGCUCCCCAGAUGAUGCCGUCCCGCUGAGUUACUCCAGAGAACAUUAUUUAUCGAGUCUGCCGACCAUCUUCUGUGCAAUGUACUGAGAGUUUGGGGAAAAUAUUUUUGAAAUGACGUUAGUAAAAUGUGCAAGAGGAUGGCACAGUGGCGCUGGGGCAGAGUUGCUGCUUUACAGCCCCAGAGUACAGGGUUCCAUCCUGACUUCGGGUGCUGUCUGUGUGGAGUUUGCACGUUCUCCCCCAGACCUGUGUGGGUUUUCUCCGGGUGCUCCGGUUUCCUCCCACACUCCAAAUACGUACAGGUUUGUCGGUUAUUUGGCUUUUGGUAAAAUUGUAAAUUGUCCGUAGUGUGUGUACGGUAGUGUUAGUGUGCGGGGAUCGCUGGUCGGCACGGACUCAGUGGGCCAAAGGGCCCCUCUUUCACGCUGUAUCUCUAAACUACACUAGACUCCCAACAAAUAGCCAGUUUGAAUCUAAAGGCAUGUGUCCAUCAUCAAGCCAUCCUGUGUCCCAGUUCUAUUGUGAGGACAUUAAUCUGUCUGUGUUUGUGUUACUUAUGCAUUCACUGGAGCAUUAGGAGAAAUGUUGGCAUUUUUCAGUGGUUUGGGCUGGAGCCCAUGCAACAUGUUGCGAGGCACAAGGCAGAGCAGCUGCCGGUUUACAUUGCCGCUCCAUGUCCAUUGAAAAUAAACCAAGAAUUUCAUAUUCCUUGGGAGUAAAAUUAUGUUGCCAUGGUUGCAAAGAAAUUGGUCUUUGAAUUCUGGUUACGGGUAUUUCCUUAUUGUAAUACGUCAUUCCAGUAUCACGGUGAAUGAAAAUCAGAAUUAGUGGGGAAAAGGUGUUUCAUCUGUUGAGACGGCUUAGUUGUGAGAGAUGAUUUGUUGGGGUUUUGGGACAAAUAUUUGGCCCACUUUCCCCAGAGCUGUUUUAUAGUUUCUCCUCAGGUACUUUGUAAAUGUGAGAAUCCAGACAAACCCUGGCGCAUAUAUCUGGGUGGAGCCUGGUGUGAAAAACGCACACUUAAGAAUAAGGAGUAAGCCAUUUAGAACGGAGACGAGGAAACA